AUGAGCCCCCUGGGUGUUUGGACUUUGGUAAUUAUUUUGUAUCAAACCGUCCUGUGCGUGAUCAUCAGUUGGGUCGUCCUCGGCUGCAACCUGAUGCCGUCGGCCGAGGAACUGCACGAGGUGACCCUGAUGAAACUCCUCUACCUGUACGACCCUGCGGCCUGCGGGAGGAUGCAAUUCUUCAACUACACAAUGAAGACGGCCACAAACAUGCAUGUCUCCACGAUAGUGUGGCCUCAGAGGAAUUCCGUUGCAGCCAGCUUCCGUGGCAAGGUUCGCCUAUGGCUUGCCCUGCAUCUGCUUUGGCUAGUGUUGGCUGUGGUGAACCUGACUCAGGGUCAUCGAACUUGCGGCUUCUACGUGGGGCUGCUGCCCUUCUCCUGCACCGGACUCGCCUUGUCGCUGGUGGAUGUCAUUUUCACGGGACUAUUCGUACGAGACAUCGAGAGAACUUCCACGGAGCCGAAGCUAUCGAACAUACAAGAUUAUCUUUGGGCAGUUGAUAUCUUGGAUUACGUCCAAUCUGGUGAUGGCAGCCUGCGAUGGAUUAUCAAGGCAAUGCGAUGGCGCGUACCACCGGUGAUCGAUAAGAAGCAUGUCGAAGACACAUCCUGGGUUGCAGUAAUGAUGGCGUACAUUAGCUGCAGGGGUGUGGUGCAGUGGAUCGUCAACCUUUGGCUCGUCAAGGACAACUUUGUCCAGGGCCGCCAGGCGUACCGU
Iphiclides podalirius (scarce swallowtail) is the source of this 720-nucleotide messenger RNA. The record is from the annotation of a GenBank genome assembly. NCBI's taxonomy places the organism in Eukaryota, Metazoa, Arthropoda, Insecta, Lepidoptera, Papilionidae.